Messenger RNA from Acanthisitta chloris (rifleman), 11171 nucleotides. RefSeq names its product vacuolar protein sorting 13 homolog C (S. cerevisiae) (gene VPS13C). Gene Ontology annotation, cellular component: extrinsic component of membrane. The transcript is spliced from 85 exons. Gene Ontology annotation, biological process: protein retention in Golgi apparatus; protein targeting to vacuole; mitochondrion organization. The annotation marks the transcript as partial. NCBI's taxonomy places the organism in Eukaryota, Metazoa, Chordata, Aves, Passeriformes, Acanthisittidae. The record is from RefSeq and is a predicted model, not a curated record.
GUAAUGUGGCUCUUGAUAAUUUGCAGAUAAAGGAGAACGCAUUAAGUGAAGUGGAUGUACCUUUUAGAGUAAAAGUUGGUCAGAUAGAUAAACUGACUCUGAAGAUUCCUUGGAAGAAUCUCUAUGGCGAGGCAGUUGUGGCAACUCUAGAAGGCUUGUAUCUUCUGAUAGUUCCUGGAACAAGUGUUAAAUAUGAUGCAGAGAAGGAAGAAAAGUACUUGCAGGAUAACAAACAGAAGGAGCUGGCAAGAAUCGAGGAAGCCUUGCAGAAAGCGGCGGAGAAAGGCCUUCAUUCACAAGGCUCCUUGCAUGGGCUGGAGAGUCUGGUUUACAAGGACACCAAGCCUGGACGUAAGCGUAAAAAGUACAAAAAGCAUUUUAAGAGACCCUUUAAAGGUCAUGAUCACUCAAAAGACAAACCCAAGGAGGAGAAGAAGGAUACUUUCCUAGAAAAGCUUGCAACUCAAGUUAUAAAAAAUGUGCAAGUCAAAAUCACAGGCAUUCAUGUUAGAUAUGAAGACGAUGUCACAGACCCACAGUGUCCAAUUUCCUUGGGGAUGACAUUGGGCGAGCUGAGCUUACUGACAACGAACGAGAACUGGAAACCUUCUAUUCUGAACGAAGCGGCAAAAAUAAUAUACAAGCUUCUGUGCCUGGACAGCCUCAGUGCUUACUGGAACAUACACAGUGAGAUGUAUUACCACGGCUCCCGUGAGCAAAUACUGGAUCAGCUGAAAAGAGGAAUUCCAUGUAGUGGUCACCAGCCUGAAGACUACCAGUACAUUUUCAGACCAGUGUCAGCCUCUGCAAGGCUGUACAUCAACCCCUAUGCGGAGGUAGAGCUGAAAACCCCCAAGUUUGAUUGUAAUGUGGAAGUACAGAGAAUUGUCAUUGAAUUCACUAAGCCACAGUACCUCAGCAUGAUAGACCUCCUGGAGUCCAUAGAUUACAUGGUGCGCAAUGUCCCGUACAGGAGAUUCAGGCCGAGUGUGUGUCUCCAUCAAAAUGCCAGGCAGUGGUGGAAAUAUGCAGGUGACAGUGUUCUUGAAGUUCACAUCAGGAGACAUGCACGAAUGUGGUCAUGGAGUAACAUAAAAGAACACAGGCAGGUCCUGAAGAGUUACAAAAACAUGUACAAGAACAAGCUGACACAGAGCAAACUGUCAGAAGAAACACAGAGGCAAAUUCAGGAUCUAGAAAGAAAACUCGAUGUAUUCAAUAUAGUCUUAGCAAGACAACAAGCACAAGUUGAGACAAUAAGAUCAGGACAAAAAUUGCUGAAGAAGAAAGCCUCUGAGGCAGAAAAAAAAGGUGGAGGAUGGUUUGGUGGUUUCUGGGGUAAAAGAGAAUCUAGGAAAAAAGAAGAUGAAGAACCACUUGUUCCUGAAACUAUUGAUGAACUGAUGACACCUGAGGAGAAAGCUAAGCUUUUCACUGCUAUUGGCUACAGUGACAGUUCCCAUCACCUUUCCUUGCCAAAGCAGUAUGUUGCCCAUGUCGUGACACUGAAGCUGUUAAGCACUUCUCUCAUAAUUAAAGAAGACAAGAAUGCAGCAGAAACUCUGAAAGUGCAGAUAAUUGAUCUGAGCACCAAAAUAUCACAGCGCCCAGGAGCACAAGCCAUUAAGGUUGAAGCAAAGCUUGAGAACUGGUAUGUUACAGGCCUGAGGCAAGAGAACGUUGUUCCAUCUCUUGUGGCUUCCAUAGGGGAUAGCAAGUCUUCUCUGCUUCAGAUAGAGUUUAAUGUUAACCCAGAGGACAGUGCAGCUGACCAGAGCCUCACCAUUGAGUCACAGCCUGUGGAAAUAAAAUACGAUGCAAGAACAAUCAAUGCAAUGGUAGAAUUCUUUCAGACAAGUAAGGGAAUGGAUCUGGAAAGAUUAACAUCAGCCACGUUAAUGAAGCUGGAAGAAAUCAAGGAAAGAACUGCUACAGGAUUGGCUCAUAUCAUUGAAAUGAGAAAAGUCCUUGACUUGAGGAUUCAUCUGAAACCUUCCUACCUAGUGAUUCCUCAGACUGGUUUCUACCACGAAAAUUCAGGUUUGCUGAUUCUGGACUUCGGCACAUUUCAGCUGAACAGCAUAAAUCAGGGCAGCAGCCAAGCUUCCAGCUCUGCAUCUCUAGAGGAGAUUAUGGACAAGGCUUAUGACAAGUUCGAUGUGAAAAUUAAAAAUGUCCAACUUCUUUUUGGAAGAACAGGUGAAGACUGGAAGAAGGCUCGUUUUCAGCAUCCAUCCCCUUUGCACGUCUUGCAGCCUAUGGAUAUUCGCCUGCAGCUGGCAAAAUCGAUGGUGGAAAGAGACACCAGGAUGCCAAGGUUUAAAGUGUCAGGAGGACUUCCCCUGGUGCACGUCAGGCUGUCUGACCAGAAAAUCAAGGCCAUUUUUGAUCUGAUUGAUAGCAUUCCGCUGCCUCAGAGGUCCUCAGUGUCAGUUCCAAGCAGAAAGGUCUCAGCUAUUCCCACCAUUCCUGAUGGCAGUAAAGGGUUACUUAGUGCACCACAGUUGUUGGCAGAAAUAGUUUCAGACUCGGAAGAAGAAUAUUUUGAUUUUGAGGAAAGCUCUGAACCAGCUGAGAGGUCACUAAUGAAAGGAGAGGAACUAAGGGAUGCGGAGCCUGCUCCAGAGGAACUGACAGAUCUUCAGCUGAAGUUUGAAAUUAAAGAGGUUUUAGUAGAGCUCACCAGGCAAAACAAAACUGAGGAAACAGUACUUGUCUUUGAUGUGAUGCACCUUGGGACAGAAGCUACUGCCAGAACCUACAAUUUAUCAGCUGUAUCUUACUUAAAGAAGAUAAACUUGGACUACUAUGAAACUGGAGGUAAAAAAACACCCAUUCAUCUCAUUAGUUCCUCAGACAAACCUGGCUUGGACCUUCUGAAGGUGGAAUAUGUCAAGGCUGACAGAAAUGGGCCACAGUUUCAGACAACUUUUGACAGCACUGAACAGAUGAUUCAAGUCACUUUCUCCUCGUUGAACCUCCUGUUGCACACAGAGGCUCUAAUGUCUGCUGUCAGUUUUCUGGCAGCUGUUGGUCCUUCAGGCCCCCAAAGCAGUGGAGACACAUCAGCUGCAGAGCAGAGGCAAGAGGAUGACACUGUAGUGAAGAAAGUGACUAGACCUUCCAAGGACAAGGAUGUAUUUGACUUCAAGGUCUUUGCCAAGCUGGAUGCUUUCUGCUUGAAUAUCUGUGAUGAGAAAAAGAACAUUGCAGAGAUCAAGAUACAAGGUCUUGACUCCUCUCUUUGCCUUCAGCCAAGUGUCACUGUGUUCUUUGCCCGACUUAAAGACAUCGUUGUCACAGAUGUUGAUCCAAGGACCCUUCACAAAAAAGCUGUGUCGAUUGUAGGAGAUGAAGUUUUCAGUUUCACUCUGACACUAAAUCCUCAUGCUACUGAGGGAGAAGCCUACACUGACAUGUCAAAAGUGGAUGGUGCUGUGUCUUUGAAAGUGGGCUGUAUUCAGAUAGUAUUCCUUCACAAGUUCCUCGUGGCUCUUCUGACCUUCUUGAACAACUUCCAGACAGCUAAGGAGGCCCUGAGUGCCGCUACAGUCCAGGCUGCAGAGAAGGCUGCGACCAGCGUGAAAGACCUGGCUCAGAGGAGCUUUCGACUUGCCAUGGACAUUCACUUGAAAGCACCAGUGCUAGUCAUUCCCCAGUCCUCAGUUUCCCCCAAUGUGAUAGUGAUAGAUCUUGGCUUGAUUAGGGUUCAGAACCAGUUCAGCCUGGUGUCCCCAGAGGUUCACUCGUUCGACUCACUCCCUCCAGUCAUUGACAAAAUGGAUGUGCAGCUGACAGAGCUGAAGCUGUCCAGGACCACGAUGGAGACAGAUUUGUCAGAGGCAGAUAUUGGGAUCCUUCACCCUAUUAAUUUCAGCCUGUGUGUGAAACGGAACCUCUCUGCAGCUUGGUUCCACGAGGUGCCUGGGCUGGAGCUCACGGGGUACCUGGAGACAGUCAAUGUUGUGUUAAGUCAAGAGGAUUUGAAUAUCUUUCUCAAAGUGUUGGUGGAAAACCUUGGUGAAGCAGAAGAAAAACAAACUGAUGCAAAAUCAUUACUGCAGAAGGAAGGUCAAACCAAAGACACUGAGAGAUCAGUUCUGGCACAGGAUAAGUGUGUUCCAGAAGGAAUUCUGUCUGAAAAGAGAAAAAAACCACUCAGUGAGGAUGUAAUCAAUAUGCUCCUUAAUUUUGAAAUCAAGGAGGUUUCAGUAACCUUGGUGAAGCAGGUUCAGAAGAAGAGAGAUCCAUUGCAUGUUCUAACUGUGCUCCAGCUUGGAACCCAAACCACAGUUAGAAAUCAUGUACUGUCUGCAGCAGCAUAUCUGAAAAAAAUUACUCUGAGAUGCCUUGAAAUAAAUGACUCCAAAGGAGAUCCUCUUUACAUUGUUAAUUCUUCAAGUGAGACAGAUGAACAUCUUCUGAAAAUGGAAUACAUUAAGGCUGAUGCUGAUGGACCAGAGUUUGUUACUACUUACAAAAGCACCAAGCAAAACAUCAAUGUCAUCUUUUCAUGUUUGGAUGUAGUGCUUCACACAGAGGCUUUGCUUUCCAUCCUGAGUUUUCUGACCCUCAGUGUUCCAUCAGGUGCACUUUCCAGUGCUGAGAAAUCAUCAGAGCACAGGCCUCAAAUGAAGGGACCAGACAAAGGCAGUGCUGUCAGACCAGUGCCUGGUGAUGCAGCCCUUGAUGAGAUCUGUGAGUUGGAGCUCACUGCCAAGCUAAAUUCAUUCAGUAUUCUGGUGUGUGAUCAGACCUGUAGAAUUGCAGACAUCAGAAUACAAGGAAUGGAUGCAUCCAUAGCUGUGAGGCCUAAGGAGAUCAAAGUGUUCUCCAGACUUGAGGACAUUGUAAUUACAAAUGUUGAUCCCAAAACAAUCCACAAAAAGGCUGUCUCCAUAAUGGGAGAUGAAGUGUUCAGGUUUCACGUGUCGCUGUACCCAGAUGCCACUGCAGGGGAGGCCUACGCCGACAUGUCAAGGGUGGAUGGCAGGAUGUCUCUCAAAGUGGGCUGCAUCCAGAUAGUUUACCUACAUAAGUUCUUUAUGUCUCUCUUGAACUUCUUAAACAACUUCCAGAGGGCCCAGGAAGCCCUGACUGCAGUAACUGUGCAGGCAGCAGAGAGAGCUGCUUCCAGCAUGAAGGACUUUGCCAAGAAGAGCUUCCGCCUCUUGAUGGAUGUCAACUUGAAAGCUCCAGUGAUAGUUAUUCCCGAAUCUUCAGCUUCACACAAUGCUUUGAUAGCUGACCUUGGCUUAAUCAGAGUUCAGAAUGAAUUCAAGCUGGUGUCUUCAGAUGGAUCUUCUCUUCCUCCAGUUCUUGACCACAUGGAUGUGCAGCUAACUCAUUUGAAAUUAUCAAGGUGCAUCAUAUCUGCAGAUGCUCAACCAGAUUCUGAAAUUCUCCGUCCCGUGAGUUUGACUUUAUUGGUCCAGAGGAAUUUAGCAGCAGCGUGGUAUCAUAAAUGUCCAACAAUUGGUGUCAAGGGAGACCUGAAACCAAUGCAGGUCGCACUCAGUGAAGAUGAUCUAACUGUUAUAAUGAAAAUUUUGCUUGAAAACCUUGGAGGAGCUUCUUCCCAGCCAAGUCCUGUGCAAGAGAACAUUGAGAAUACACAGAUAUUUAAGAAAAUGAAAGCUCCAAGUCAGUCUGGUGACUCUGAGGGUGACAAAAGUGUUUCUGCAGCUCAGUCUUGUGCGGAAUGUUAUACAGCACUUAAAUUUGACUUCAAUUUUGAAUCACUGUCUGUAACUCUCUACAAUACUGAUAGAAAUCAGAAGUCUCUGCCUUCGCUGCAUAGUGACAGGUUCCGCCUUGGGGAGCUCCGACUGCAUCUCAUGGCAUCCUCGGGGGAGAUGUUUUCAGAUGGCUCCAUGGAUAUCAGUGUGAAACUCAAGGCAUGUACCUUGGAUGACCUCAGGGAAGGAAUUCAGAAUGUGACUGCAAGAAUGGUAGACAAGAAAGAUGACACAAAUGACAGUUCUAUGAUAGAUAUAAGCUAUAAGCAGAAUAAAAAUGGAACUGAAGUUGUUGCUGUCCUUGACAAGCUGUACAUAUGUGCUAGUAUGGAGUUUUUGUUGGCAGUAGCAGAUUUUUUCAUUAACUCAAUGCCAACUUCCUCAACUGAGAGAUCUACACAGUUCCAAUUAAAGCAAGUUGCUGCUGGGAAAUCCAAGCCAGAAACAGAAAUAUCUGUACGGCCAAAUAUGACAGUGAAGGCUGUGAUUAUGGAUCCAGAAAUUGUGUUUGUAGCUAAUUUGACCAAUGCUGAUGCCCCUGCCUUAAAAGUUUCCUUCCAAUGUGACUUUUCUCUGACCUCUGGAAAGCUUGCCCAAAGGAUGACUGCUCAAGUGAAGAGCUUCAGAGUGUUGGCCUGUGCCUUUCUCAAAGAAAAACAGGACAGGAAUGUUACUACGGUGUUAUGGCCUUGUUCCUUGGUCAUGGAAAACAUGGUGCAUGCCUCAGGGUUGCAAACUGUGGUAGCAACAAUAGAAGAACUUACUAUUAAGAUCUCACCAAUAAUUUUGAACACAGUCGUGACCAUUCUGGCUGCCAUAAAACCCAAAACAACAGAGGAGGAUUCCAGAGGAGCAGCUAAAGUUGCUGAGAAUUUGUGGCAAGUGAAGCCUGUAGAUGAGUGCAGUGCCUGGUUUCUUGGGGUUGAUGUAGCCACAGAAGCAACAGAAACUUUCAAGGACUGUGAACAGAUUCUGAAACAAGAGAAGUUUGAUGUCGUGGUGAAAUCGGUUCAGAUCACCUUGGAAUGUGGCCUGGGGCAUCGCACUGUGCCUUUGUUGCUCGUGGAAUCUGCCUUUGCAGGGGUCCUUAAAAACUGGUCCUCACUGAUGGAGGUCACUGCUGACAUGUCCCUGGAGGUUCUUUAUUACAACGAGAGCUACGCAGUGUGGGAGCCACUUAUUGAACAGAUUGAAGGAGGGAAGAGGCGAUGGAGUUUAAAGCUUGAGAUGAAGACUAACCCUGUCCAGGAGAGAAGUCUGAUGCCUGGGGAUGAUUUCAUUGUUCUUCCUGAGCCACAAACUGCCAUUAACAUCUCUUCAAAGGAUACAAUGAAUAUAACAGUGUCCAAAUGUUGCCUUGCUGUCUUCAGUAACCUGGCCAAGGCAUUUUCAGAAGCGACUGCCUCCACGUUCGACUAUACCUUCAAAGAGACAGCACCGUUCGUGGUGAAAAAUGCCCUGGGUGUUCCCCUCAAAGUGCUUCCCAGCUCCAGUUUCCGGAUAGUUGGUUCACUUGGAAAAGAACAUGGGAAUGAUGUACAAGUGGGGCAGAGCAUGGAACUGGAAUAUUCUGUGCUCGAAGCCCCCCAGCGAGGAAGGUUGUCUGCGCUGCACCGCCAAGAAAGCUCUGUCUUCUCCUUGAAUUUAGAGCUUCAAGGCUACAGAGGAGCAUUCAGCAUUCCCAUAGCGAAGCCAGGUCGGCGCCUGUACAACGUGCGAGACGUCGCUGGCCACUCGGACUCGGUGCUUGUCCAGAUAGAUGCUGCAGAAGGAAAUAAGGUCAUCACUGUGCGAUCCCCUCUGCAGAUCAAGAACCAUUUCUCAAUCCCGUUGCGGAUCUAUAAGCUGCCUAGAGGCUCCAAGGUUCUGGAGCAGAUUGGCAUAUCCAGGCCAGAAGAGGAAUUUCACGUUCCUUUGCACUCAUACAGGUGUCCUCUGUAUGUUCAACCAGCAGGNAUGUUUGAGGGUCAGUUCAAAGAGUCCAUGACUUACAUUGCCUGGAGGGAAGAGCUGCAUAGGAGCAGUGAAGUCAACUGCUUGUUGCAGUGCCCAGCCACCGAGGCCAACUUCUUGCCUCUGGUAAUCAGCUCAACAGCUGUACCUGAUGAGCUAAAUUUUAUUUCUGGAGAGGAGUGGGAUCCUGCCUACAUUAUCCACCUUUACCCUACACUGACCGUGAGGAAUCUUCUGCCAUACUCCUUGAGGUACUUGCUUGAGGGAACGGCAGAAGCUCGUGAGUUAAGCGAGGGGAGUGCUGCAGACGUCUUCCACUCCAGGAUCAACGGGGAAAUCAUGGAGCUGGUGCUGUUAAAAUACCAAGGCAGAGACUGGACUGGGCAUCUCAAGAUUCACGAUGGCAUGCCUGAGUUUUUCCCCGUGUGCUUCACCUCUCAGUCUGCGACGGCGAUGACCGUGGACGUUUCCGUCCACGCGCGGCGCGUCGGGAGCCGCACGGUCCUGUCGGUCUUCAGCCCCUACUGGAUCAUCAACAAGACUUCGCGCGUUCUGCAGUACCGCGCCGAGGACACGCACGUGAAGCACCCGGCAGACUACAGGGAUAUUGUUCUGUUUUCCUUCAAAAAGAAGAAUAUUUUUAGCAAAAACAAGAUCCAGCUCUGUAUUUCAACGAGCACUUGGUCCAGUGGCUUUUCCCUUGAUACUGUAGGAAGCUAUGGAUGUGUCAGGUGUUCAGCUAAUAACAUGGACUAUCUGGUUGGAGUUAGCAUCAAAAUGAGCAGUUUUAACCUUACCAGGAUAGUUACCUUCAUUCCAUUCUACACAAUAGCAAACAAAUCUUCUCUGGAGCUUGAAGUGGGAGAAAUUGGUCCUAAUGGCUCCCUUCCAACUAAUAAAUGGAAUUAUAUCUCAGCUUCAGAGUGUCUUCCAUUUUGGCCGGAGAACUCAUCUGGUGCACUUUGCGUGAGAGUAGUUGGCUAUGAAAGACCAUCCAAACCUUUCCUGUUCAAAGUCCAGGAUAAUGGUACUCUGCUGAGACUGGAGGAAUUGAACGGGGGCUUGCUGGUGGAUGUGAGUGUGGCUGAGCACUCCACUAUGAUCAGCUUCUCCGACUACCACGAGGGAGCUGCCCCAGCCCUGAUAGUUAACCACACUUCAUGGGACUCGCUCAGGUACAAACAGAGUGGAUUGCAAGAGGAAAUGGAGUUGAAACCAAGCCAGGUGUGCUUGUUUGCCUGGACAGAUCCAACCAAACCAAGAAAAUUGACUUGGAGCUACUCCCAAAAUUUUGGUGAACAUGACCUGCUUAAGGAUGACUGUGGGCAGUUCCCGUACGAUGCCCACACUCAGGUGCACUGGGUGUCGUUCCUGGACGGGCGGCAGCGCGUGCUGCUCUUCACCGACGACGUCGCCCUGGUGUCUAAGGCCCGACAGGCAGAGGAGCUGGAGCAGCCUGAGCAGGAGAUAAACCUCUCCAUCCACAGCCUUGGACUUUCUCUAGUCAACAACGAAAACAGAAAAGAAAUCUCCUACAUUGGAAUCACCAGUUCUGGUGUUGUUUGGGAACGGAAACCAAAGCAUAAAUGGAAACCAUUCAAUCAAAAGCAAAUAAACCUACUGGAACAAGCCUAUCAGAAGUAUCUCUCUAAGAGUGCUUUCCAGGGGCCUGGUUGGCAUAAAUUGGACAGCAACACUGAGGUGAAUUUCAGCAGGGUCCCGAUGGAGAUGCGUCUCCCGGUCAGGUGCAGCAUCCGCCGUAACUUCCUGUCGGGAAUUCAGGUGGAAUUCAAGCAGUCACCUCACCAGAGGAGCUUACGGGCUCAGCUCUACUGGCUGCAGGUGGAUAAUCAGUUACCAGGAUCGAUGUUUCCUGUUGUAUUUCACCCUGUAGCCCCUCCCAAGUCGAUUGCGUUGGACUCAGAGCCAAAACCUUUCAUUGACAUCAGUGUCAUCACUCGAUUCAACGAGUACAGCAAAGUGCUGCAGUUCAAGUACUUCAUGGUUCUUAUCCAGGAAAUGGCCCUGAAAAUUGAUCAAGGAUUUUUGGGAGCACUCAGUGAACUUUUCACUCCAUCUACAGACCCAGAAGCUGAGAGACAGCGGUCUAAACUAAUUCAGCAAGAUGUGGAUGCACUUAGCACUGAGCUAAUGGAGUCUUCCCUCACAGAUGUGUCAGUGCUCAGCUUCUUUGAACAUUUCCACAUCUCUCCCAUUAAGCUGCAUUUGAGUUUGUCUCUGGCUUCUGGUGGAGAAGCAUCAGCUAAGGGGGAAGAAAUGAUAGCAAUCCACUCUCUGAAUUUGCUGUUGAAAAGUAUUGGAGCUACUCUGACAGAUGUGGAUGAUCUUAUUUUCAAACUUGCUUUCUUUGAAAUUAAGUAUCAGUUCUACAAGAGAGAUCAGCUGAUGAAGAGAGUUGUUAGACAUUACAGUGAACAGUUCCUGAAACAGAUGUAUGUCCUUGUACUUGGAUUAGAUGUUCUUGGAAAUCCAUUUGGAUUAAUCAGAGGCUUAUCAGAGGGGGUGGAAGCUUUCUUCUACGAGCCCUUCCAGGGUGCUGUUCAAGGCCCUGAGGAAUUUGCUGAAGGCUUUGUAAUUGGUGUGAGAAGUCUGCUUGGACACACAGUGGGUGGUGCAGCAGGAGUGGUGUCUAGGAUCACUGGCACAGUUGGGAAAGGCUUGGCUGCUAUUACUCUGGAUGAAGAAUUCCAGCAGAAAAGGAGAGAGGAGAUGGGUCGGCAGCCAAAGGACUUUGGUGCCAGCCUGGCCAAAGGGGGAAAAGGCUUCUUACGGGGGGUUGUUGGAGGUGUGACAGGCAUAAUCACUAAACCAGUAGAAGGGGCUAAGAAAGAAGGUGCAGCUGGAUUCUUCAAGGGGAUUGGGAAGGGGCUCGUGGGAGUGGUGGCCCGGCCGACCGGAGGCAUUGUGGACAUGGCCAGCAGUACCUUCCAGGGCAUCCAGAGGGUGGCAGAAUCGACUGAAGAGGUGUCUAACCUGCGUCCCCCACGUCUGAUCCGUGAGGACGGCAUCAUCCGGCCCUACAACAGGGUGGAGGCUGAGGGCUAUGAUUUGUUUGAGAAACUGCACAUCAGAAAGCUGGAAAAAGAGAGGUAUCGAUACCACUGUGCACUUCCAAGAGGCAGAAGAGCAAACCUUAUUGUUACCAACAGGAGAGUGAUAUAUGUGAAAGAAGUGGAAAUUUUAGGCCAUUUAACAACAGAGUGGGAUUACUUAUUUGACGACUUUACCUGCUGUCCCUCCUAUGAAGGAAACACUUUAAAAAUAACUGUUUUGGAUCAAAGAAUGUUCCAAAGAAAGGACAGUACAGGUCAUGGAUGUGUAAAGACAGUUCAGCUUCAGGAUGAAACUACAGCAAGGUGGCUGUGCAGUGCCAUCCAGGAUGCCCAGGCAACACGGGCCCAGCAGAGACUGGUGAGACAAGCGUCGCUGCAGCCGAGGAAACCACAGGCUCUGUCUUGA